This is a messenger RNA of Capsicum annuum, 764 nucleotides long. RefSeq names its product auxin-induced protein 15A-like. Lineage: Eukaryota; Viridiplantae; Streptophyta; Magnoliopsida; Solanales; Solanaceae. The record is from RefSeq and is a predicted model, not a curated record. Gene Ontology annotation, biological process: response to auxin. Bases 276 to 536 code for a protein of 86 amino acids. The transcript has a single exon.
CUUUUGUACUAAUUCCAUCGUCUAAUUUGUGUGAGAACUCGUUGCAAGGCAAAAUCAUGUGACUUCAGGUGCUAUUGUCUUUAGCUGGUACCCACAUAGUGCCUAUUCAAUAGGACCCUGCAACUUGUUCUUGACCUAUAAAAACACAUACAAAGAAGUGUUUACCAUAACAGCUCUCACUGCAACUUGAAAUCAUACAAAGCUUUUCCGCACUUCAAGGCCCUUACUAGUUCUUCCCCUUCCUUAUUUGCUCAUCCAUAUUGAACUUAACACCCAUGGCUAUUCGUAUGCCUCGUAUAAUCAAGAAAUCCUCUACAACUGGAGAUGUUCCAAAAGGCCACUUUGCUGUUUAUGUUGGUGAAAAGCAGAAGAAGAGAUUUGUAAUCCCGAUAUCAUUCUUGAGCCAACCUUUAUUUCAAGACUUGCUUAGUCCAGCUGAGGAAGAAUUUGGCUUUGAUCAUCCAAUGGGCGGUGUCACAAUUCCUUGCAGAGAGGAUGUGUUCAUUGAUAUUACAUAUCGCUUGAGUAGGAUCUGAAGAUAUUACAUGUGACAGUUUUGUAAAGAAUAGAAUUUCCAGUUUGUACGUUAGAGGAAUUAGGAAAUGCACAUUAUUUGCACCAUAUUACUGAAAAUUAGAUAGAGGGGGCUACUGUAAACUGCAAUAGUAGAUCCCAAUUUUGUAUGUAAUUUUCAGUAGCCGAUGUCUAAAAGAUAUACACCACAAAUCUUCAGUAAAUGAAAUUUGUGCAGUUUCAUUCUUUAG